Molecule: messenger RNA, 3191 nt
Organism: Haplochromis burtoni (Burton's mouthbrooder)
Lineage: Eukaryota; Metazoa; Chordata; Actinopteri; Cichliformes; Cichlidae
Gene: hsp90aa1.1
Product: heat shock protein 90, alpha (cytosolic), class A member 1, tandem duplicate 1
Exons: 12
Coding region: 210-2384 (724 amino acids)
Biological process (GO): cellular response to heat; protein stabilization; protein folding
Cellular component (GO): plasma membrane; protein-containing complex; neuronal cell body
Molecular function (GO): disordered domain specific binding; ATP-dependent protein folding chaperone; ATP binding
Source: RefSeq, a predicted model, not a curated record
AAUGUCCCAAUCGCAACCCCCUUCCAGACCAUUCCUCAGCACCCCCCUGACUGUAGUGAACAUACAAUCUGGAAGCUUCUGAAUGGGAGCUUCGAGAAACCAUCCCGAGCAGCAGAGAAGCACACACUUGAAGUUCUCCAAGAAGAGAAGUCAAGCUCAGUGAUACAUUUGUCUACUAGAGGUGACAGAAGACAAAGAUUAAAUCUAAGAUGCCUGAGAGCUCUGCACACAUUAUGGAGGAGGAGGUGGAGACCUUUGCCUUCCAGGCUGAAAUUGCUCAGCUGAUGUCCCUUAUUAUCAACACUUUCUACUCAAAUAAAGAGAUCUUCCUUAGGGAGCUCAUCUCCAACUCCUCAGAUGCCUUGGAUAAAAUCAGAUAUGAAAGCUUGACGGAUCCCACCAAACUUGAGUCCUGCAAGGACCUGAAGAUUGAAAUCAGGCCUGAUCUGCAUGCUCGCACCCUGACCCUCCUUGACACAGGUAUCGGCAUGACCAAAGCUGACCUGAUCAACAACCUGGGCACAAUCGCAAAGUCCGGCACCAAGGCUUUCAUGGAGGCUCUGCAAGCUGGGGCUGAUAUCUCCAUGAUCGGUCAGUUUGGUGUGGGUUUUUACUCUGCCUACCUGGUAGCCGAGAAGGUGACAGUCAUUACCAAGCACAACGAUGACGAGCAGUAUGUGUGGGAGUCUGCAGCUGGAGGCUCAUUCACAGUCAGGCCUGAUACAGGAGAGCCAAUUGGCAGAGGCACAAAAGUGAUCCUUCACCUCAAGGAAGACCAGACAGAGUACUGCGAGGAGAAGCGCGUCAAAGAAGUUGUGAAGAAGCACUCACAGUUCAUUGGCUAUCCCAUCACACUUUUUGUGGAGAAGACAAGAGAGAAGGAAGUAGACCUGGAGGAGGGAGAAAAGGAAGAGGAGGUUGAGAAGGAGGCUGCUGAGGACAAGGACAAACCUAAGAUUGAGGACGUUGGCUCUGAUGAGGAUGAAGAUACAAAGGAUGGCAAGAACAAGAGGAAGAAGAAGGUCAAGGAGAAGUACAUUGAUGCCCAGGAGCUCAACAAGACCAAGCCUAUCUGGACCCGUAACCCUGAUGACAUCACCAAUGAAGAGUAUGGCGAGUUCUACAAGAGUCUUACCAAUGACUGGGAGGACCACCUGGCUGUGAAGCAUUUCUCAGUGGAAGGCCAGCUGGAGUUCCGCGCCUUGCUCUUUGUACCCAGAAGAGCUGCAUUUGACCUCUUUGAAAACAAGAGAAAGAGAAACAACAUCAAGCUUUAUGUGCGCAGGGUCUUCAUCAUGGACAACUGUGAAGAACUGAUUCCAGAAUACCUCAAUUUCAUCAAGGGUGUGGUGGACUCUGAGGACCUGCCACUGAACAUCUCCAGAGAGAUGCUGCAGCAGAGCAAGAUCCUGAAGGUCAUCCGCAAGAACCUGGUCAAGAAGUGCAUGGAGCUUUUCUCAGAACUGGCUGAGGACAAGGACAACUACAAGAAGUUCUAUGAGCAGUUCUCCAAGAACAUCAAGCUUGGAAUCCAUGAAGACUCCCAGAACAGGAAGAAACUGUCUGAGCUGCUCCGCUACUACACCUCAGCCUCUGGAGAUGAAAUGGUUUCCCUCAAGGACUAUGUCUCUCGUAUGAAGGAUAACCAGAAGCACAUCUACUACAUCACUGGUGAGACCAAAGACCAGGUUGCCAACUCUGCCUUUGUGGAGCGCCUUCGCAAAGCUGGCCUGGAGGUCAUCUACAUGAUUGAGCCCAUCGAUGAGUACUGUGUCCAGCAGCUGAAGGAGUAUGAUGGCAAGAACUUGGUUUCAGUAACCAAGGAAGGCCUGGAGCUGCCUGAGGAUGAGGAGGAGAAGAAGAAGCAGGAAGAGCUCAAGACUAAGUUUGAGGACCUCUGCAAGAUCAUGAAGGACAUCCUUGACAAGAAGAUUGAAAAGGUUGUGGUUUCGAACCGUUUGGUUGCUUCCCCUUGCUGCAUUGUUACCAGCACCUAUGGAUGGACGGCAAACAUGGAGAGGAUCAUGAAGUCUCAAGCACUGAGAGACAACUCCACCUUGGGCUACAUGACUGCAAAGAAGCACCUUGAGAUUAAUCCCUCGCAUCCAAUCAUUGAGACCUUGAGGGAGAAGGCAGAGGCUGACAAGAACGACAAAGCUGUGAAGGACCUGGUCAUUCUCCUGUUCGAGACCGCUCUGCUCUCCUCAGGAUUCACACUGGAAGACCCACAGACACAUGCUAACCGCAUCUACAGAAUGAUCAAACUUGGUCUUGGAAUUGAUGAUGAUGAUUCUGCAGUUGAAGACAUAAUUCAGCCCACUGAUGAAGAUAUGCCAGUCUUGGAAGGCGACGAUGACACAUCAAGAAUGGAGGAAGUUGACUAAAUUAUUUACUAGACUUUUUCUGGCUUUCAUUUUUAUUUUUGUAAUUUAUGUUCCUAAUUUAAAUGUACAUUAUUUUUUAGCAGAAUUUCUGUUAGUAAACAAUGUGCUAGUCAGAAAAAGUUGACGGAAUUAAUACCGACCACAGUGGCUUUAGUUUAUAUUGUAUCAGCCACUUAUAAAACUUCUGACAAUCACUAAGAGUAUUAUUAAGUCACUGGGGGUUUGGCUUAUAUCUCUUUUGUAACAUUUUUUAUGAAAAGCAAUCAAAUUUGUAAUAAAAUAUAUUUUAAAAAUGACACCUGCCACUUUUUAUUGAUCUACUGCACUUUAUUUUAUCACUUGUUCUUGCUUCCUACAAACAAUAAUACUGAAAGGUGAAAAGUUGUAUUAGAGAAGCGCAUUAUACAGCUGGCUUACAUUUAUCAAUUACAUCGUUUGAUUUAUCAUGUAUUCUGGAGUUUUCAGUGAAUACAGCAUGGUUCAUUUUAGUUUCUGCUCUCACAUGCCUUACUCAUUAGGCUCAGCGACCCCUCCCUUAAUCCCGCCUCCUUCUGCCAAGAAAGGCAGAGAGGCAUGUACACGCACCAUGAUUGACAGGCCACCGGGCCAGUGAGUGGCCACCACCGAGCAGGAGGAUUCCAGACGGUUCUGGAAGCUUGUGUCAGGAGGAUUUCUCGAAUGGUCAUAGAGGGUAUAAAAACCGCACCGUUACACCAGUUUCCAUAGGAGCAUUAGGGAGCAUUAGCAGUCAACGAACCUGCGAAUAAGGAAGGAUCUCUGCACAUCUUCCUCAGGAGUUUUGGGCAC